Messenger RNA from Lytechinus variegatus (green sea urchin), 2029 nucleotides. Its product is annotated as transmembrane protein 17-like. The record is from RefSeq and is a predicted model, not a curated record. NCBI's taxonomy places the organism in Eukaryota, Metazoa, Echinodermata, Echinoidea, Temnopleuroida, Toxopneustidae. Gene Ontology annotation, cellular component: ciliary transition zone. The transcript is spliced from 4 exons. Gene Ontology annotation, biological process: non-motile cilium assembly. Bases 74 to 694 code for a protein of 206 amino acids.
AACAAAAUACCAACAACAACGAAAAAGAAGUCGCGAAUUCGAAGAAAAAUAAAAAUUCUGAUUGAAAAUAAACAUGGCUGGAGAUUAUAUGAGGCAGAAAUUGACGUCGUUUACAGAAGCUGUAUUUCCAACUCGAAAUGCUGUAAAGCGCCAGCAUCAUAUGCUAAAACCUGGCAAUGAGCUAGUGUCCAGCUUACCACUUCAGGUUUCUCUCUACUUCAAUGCCUUCUUCUUCCCAAUCUGGGUUGUAACCUGUGUGGUUAUGCUGCAAUUAAAGUUUGCCCAUCUGAAUCAGAUCUAUCAGUUCAUUAGCAUCACCAUGUAUGUAGUACUGACUGGUGUAGAGAUCAUCAGGCUUUACCUUGGCUACCUUGGUAACUUACAGGAAAGGGUACCAGAGCUUGCCGGCUUUUGGCUUUUGACGCUUAUUCUCCAGUUCCCGCUUGUCCUCUACCUGCUCGUCGACUCAAGGGCAAUGCCGUUCCCCAUUGAGCGAGCUGUCCACGUCAUCUUCAUACUCUUCCUUGCAUUCGAUAUCAUUGCGGGUUUCUUUGCUCUGAAGCGCAUGACCCAGCACCAGGUAAUGAAGUUCCAUCUGCAGCAGUUUGAUGAUAUCGAAUUGAUGGAAGAUACUCCAGGAAGGUUUAUGAACUCACCCAACAUAACAACCCAAAGAUACAAACCUCUUAGGUGACAUGAAGUAGGAGCGAUGUAAUAAACUGAAAUAUGUAGGGGUGAAGAUGUCAAUGAGAGUUCUCUAAGGUCACUCGACCUUGGUGUAACUUGACUUAAGAAGUCAAAGAUGAGAUUUGAUGACAUCCAGCUGAUUUCAGGUACUCCCAGGAAGGUUAAUGAACUCUCUCAAGAUAACGACACAAAGAUACCAACCUCUAAGCUUACUUGACCUGGGCGAACUGAAGCGAACUAAAGUCUCAAAUUCAAAGGUGAGAUUUUAAUGAUAUUGGGUUGGUGGAAGAUACUCUAGGGAGGCUAUGGAACUUGCCCAACAUAACAACAUAAAGAUACAAAUCACUAAAAGUUGAUGUGACCUAGAUUUGUUGAAGUGAAUUUGAAGUUAGUUCAAAGAUGAAAGUUUGUCAAUAUAAAGGUAAUGUAAAGUAUUCCAUUGAAAUAAGUGGUAUUGCCCAACUUAGCAACUCCCCUUUAAAAACCUCUUUGGUGACCUGACCUUGGUGUUCAUGAUAGCCUUGGUUCAAGAAGUCCAUAAACACCACGCAAUGACUGCAUUGUCAGAAAAUUGAAUCCCUUUCAAUAAACAUUGAGGUCAUUUUAUAACCAUCCAAACUGAGAAAUGAUUUAUUUCAAUUUUGAUUAAAUUUACCAGAUUUUACAGCAGUAGGUCUACAGUCACUGUGCUCAUGAGCAUGGUGUGUGUGAUAUGGAUGGUCUUGACUCUUUUGUGAGAAUUGCUAACAAUCUUGCAUCAUUUGUAUGCAUACAUCCAUGGCAAUGGCAGAGAUGGUCACAUUACCUUCUGGCAAUCAUUAUGAGAAUGACUCUGUAAAUUAUAAUUCUCUCGGUGCUUUUCAUGCUGACCCUUCUAUCACCCAAGCCCAAGGCCUCAAGGUGAUAGAAGGGCAGGUAUGAAAAGCACUGAGAGAAAAAUAAUGAUUUCCAGUGUCAUCCGAAUACAAAGUAGUCCAUAUUUGUUUUGCAUUUUUAAUUGUCCGUAUUCUCACAGUUCAUAUUUGUUUUUAUAGACCUCAUCACAUAACUCUAGACCCAGGGGCUAACUGGUAUCUACUUUAGGACAAUUCACUAAAAAAGCACUUUGUAAUUUAAACAAACUUCAUUGCUGCUGGUCAAUGCAAUCAAUGUUAGCAUAUAUGAUCGAGAAGCAGCAGCCAGCUAGUGCACGCUCACGUAGCAACACAACUCGUGGCCUGGUCCUCAAAGGUUAUGUGUUCUAUCACAGGGUUUGGGGUGAAGCAAGUCAAAACCCUGAGAUGAUGAUAGACAGAUAGAAUAAGAAUCUUAGUUUGAGGAAUAUAAUAUACAAAUUUAUCAG